This is a messenger RNA of Wasmannia auropunctata (little fire ant), 3396 nucleotides long. It is a transcript of the gene Vha100-1, whose product is annotated as V-type proton ATPase 116 kDa subunit a isoform 1. Gene Ontology annotation, biological process: proton transmembrane transport; vacuolar acidification. NCBI's taxonomy places the organism in Eukaryota, Metazoa, Arthropoda, Insecta, Hymenoptera, Formicidae. Gene Ontology annotation, cellular component: vacuolar proton-transporting V-type ATPase, V0 domain; vacuolar proton-transporting V-type ATPase complex; plasma membrane. The coding region runs from base 295 to 2832 and encodes 845 amino acids. Gene Ontology annotation, molecular function: ATPase binding; proton-transporting ATPase activity, rotational mechanism. The record is from RefSeq and is a predicted model, not a curated record. The transcript has 8 exons.
GCACUCGCAAAUUCGCGAUGGGUCAGCCGUCACUUGUCAAAUCACUCAGAUCGGUCAGAUGGGUGUAGCGAGGUCACUCCUAUAUACCAUGUGACUUGCGCUCGCGCACCUCGUGAUUGAUCGAUUGGUCUGCCGCCGCGACUAAUUACGGUAUCACACGGUAUCACGACUAUCACGGCCACGCAAUUUCACAGGGAGAGGCCGAUAAAGUGAACAAAGUGUCACUUCGAGUCAGCUUCAAGUUUUCUGGAAUAAAAUCUUGAUUGUUGCGGCCGGUUAUUUCCAACCAUAAAAAUGGGCUCGCUCUUUCGCAGCGAGGAGAUGACUUUGUGUCAGCUGUUUCUCCAGAGCGAGGCCGCGUAUGCUUGCGUCUCCGAACUCGGCGAGCUCGGUCUGGUGCAGUUUCGUGACUUAAAUCCCGAUGUCAAUGCUUUUCAACGGAAGUUCGUCAACGAGGUACGUCGUUGCGACGAGAUGGAGCGCAAGUUGCGCUACUUGGAGAAGGAGAUCAAGAAGGAUGGCAUUCCGAUGUUGGACACCGGGGAGAACCCGGAGGCUCCGCAGCCUCGAGAGAUGAUCGAUCUGGAGGCUACCUUUGAGAAACUGGAGAACGAACUGCGGGAAGUGAAUCAGAAUGCGGAGGCGCUUAAGCGUAACUUUCUGGAGCUGACCGAGCUCAAGCACAUCUUGCGAAAGACCCAGGUCUUCUUCGACGAGGCUGAGCAUGGAGGUGUCGUGUCGCAGAUGGCAGACCCCAGCCGUGAAGAAGAGCAAGUCACUCUGUUGGGUGAGGAGGGCCUCCGCGCCGGCGGCCAGGCUCUCAAGCUCGGCUUCGUCGCGGGAGUCAUCCUGAGGGAACGCAUCCCCGCGUUCGAGCGCAUGCUGUGGCGUGCGUGCCGUGGAAACGUCUUUCUACGCCAGGCGGAAAUUGAGACUCCAUUAGAAGAUCCCUCAACGGGGGACCAGGUGUACAAGUCGGUCUUCAUUAUUUUCUUCCAAGGUGAUCAGCUAAAGACUCGCGUGAAGAAGAUCUGUGAGGGUUUCAGGGCGACCUUGUAUCCCUGUCCGGAAGCGCCAGCUGAUCGCAGGGAAAUGGCUAUGGGCGUUAUGACUCGUAUCGAGGAUUUGAAUACUGUCUUAGGGCAGACGCAGGAUCAUCGUCAUCGAGUUCUUGUGGCUGCUGCAAAGAACAUCAAGAACUGGUUCAUCAAGGUCCGCAAGAUCAAAGCGAUCUAUCACACUCUAAAUCUUUUCAAUUUAGAUGUCACUCAAAAAUGUCUGAUUGCCGAAUGCUGGGUGCCUGUCCUAGACAUUGAGACUAUCCAACUGGCAUUAAGACGCGGAACGGAACGCAGCGGAAGUUCCGUUCCUCCCAUUCUGAACCGCAUGGAGACGUUUGAGGAUCCGCCAACAUACAAUCGAACGAACAAGUUUACGAAAGGAUUCCAGGUGUUGAUCGACGCUUACGGGGUCGCAUCUUACCGCGAGAUGAAUCCCGCGCCGUACACCAUCAUUACAUUCCCGUUUCUAUUCGCGAUAAUGUUCGGUGACACUGGCCACGGUCUCAUUAUGUUCCUGUUCGGUGGUUGGAUGGUUCUGAAAGAGAAGCCAUUGGCGGCUAAAAAGAGUGACAACGAAAUCUGGAAUAUUUUCUUCGGUGGCCGUUAUAUCAUCUUUCUCAUGGGCAUGUUCUCCAUGUAUACCGGUCUAAUUUAUAAUGACAUAUUCUCCAAGUCGCUCAACAUCUUCGGCUCCAACUGGGUGAUAAACUACAAUCGUAGCACAAUCCGGCACAACAGAGAGCUACAAUUGAAUCCCAAUUCAACGGAUUACGUCGAUUAUCCAUAUCCGUUCGGUAUGGACCCGGUGUGGCAGCUGGCAGAUAAUAAGAUUAUCUUCCAAAACUCGUACAAAAUGAAGAUCUCCAUCAUCUUCGGCGUGCUGCACAUGUUAUUCGGCGUGGUGGUAGGAUUGUGGAAUCACAUGUACUUUAAGAAGCGCAUUAACAUUACUUGCGAGUUCGUGCCGCAGAUAAUCUUCCUCUUUGCGCUCUUUUUCUACAUGGUGAUCCUCAUGUUUGUUAAAUGGAUCAAAUAUGGCCCGAAAAACGAUGUGAUCGAUGGCCCUGGCUGCGCGCCCUCGGUUCUCAUUACUUUCAUCAACAUGGUCCUUUUCAAGCCUGCCGCCCAAGUCGGCACUUGCGAUCCCUAUAUGUAUGGUGGUCAGAGCGGCUUGCAAAAGUUUCUGGUGGUCGUGGCUCUGCUCUGCGUACCAUGGAUGCUGCUGGCUAAGCCGAUCUUGAUGAUGCGCAACCGUAGAAAGCAGCACUACCAGCUCAACAAUCAUGGUGCUGAGAACGGUGAUGUAGAGGCCAGCAUGGGGGCUCUCCAGCAGAGCGGAGGUGUUACUCAGAGUGGCGGUGGUCACAAGGAGGAGGAAGAAGACAUGACGGAGGUGUUUAUCCAUCAGGGUAUUCAUACUAUCGAGUAUGUUCUUGGCAGCGUGUCGCAUACCGCGUCCUACUUGCGUCUCUGGGCCUUGUCUUUGGCCCACGCCCAGUUGUCCGAGGUACUGUGGACAAUGGUGAUGAGAAACGGUUUGGCGAGGGAGGGUUGGGAUGGUGGUAUCGUCCUCUACGCCGUCUUCGCUUUUUGGGCAGUGCUCACCGUAGGCAUCCUCGUACUUAUGGAGGGUCUUUCGGCGUUUUUGCAUACGCUUCGUUUACAUUGGGUGGAAUUUCAGAGCAAAUUCUAUUCCGGUUUGGGCUACAGUUUCCAGCCAUUCUCCUUCGAGAUCAUCCUCGACGCUGCACAGGCCACUACCGAGGAUUAAAAUAAUUGAUCGUCGAUAAUUAAUAACUGCCCUUGAUUAUUAUUAGUACGAGCGGCGAGGGCGUCAUGAAUUCAAUAGCUGCUCAUUUGAACAAGUCAUGAAUAGUUAAUGAGCGAGGUGACCUUUAAUAAAAAUAUGUAUGUAGAGUAUCGAUUAUAAUAAUCGAUCAAAAGUAUGGAAAUUAUUUCCUCCUUAUCUUGUGUCGUCUUUUAACUGUAAACAGAACUUUGAUCAAACCACAAGAUUCGUAACGCACACAAGGUCAUGACAAAAUAUUUUCGUGAUAUUAUUGAAUUUUUUCCCUGAUCGAUUAGAUUACAAUCGAAUUUAAGAUCUAAAACCCUUUCUCUCUAAAUGAAAUAUCGACUUAUACCUUUCUUGUUCGUGAACGUAUAAUACUAGAAGUCUUUUGCAAUGUUAAGAACCUUUAUGCGAGCAGUGCAGAAUUCUCCAUGCACACUGUAGAGUCUGUAGAUCUGAAAACAAAUGUAUGUCGUGUCGGCGACCAAUUGAUGUUAUUCCAUGUAUCUGUACGUAAUAAAAAAAAUUGUGGCAUAUUGAAAA